Sorex araneus (European shrew) is the source of this 2023-nucleotide messenger RNA. RefSeq names its product 1-aminocyclopropane-1-carboxylate synthase homolog (inactive) (gene ACCS). Gene Ontology annotation, molecular function: pyridoxal phosphate binding; transaminase activity. Gene Ontology annotation, biological process: biosynthetic process; amino acid metabolic process. Bases 344 to 1987 code for a protein of 547 amino acids. The transcript has 15 exons. NCBI's taxonomy places the organism in Eukaryota, Metazoa, Chordata, Mammalia, Eulipotyphla, Soricidae. The record is from RefSeq and is a predicted model, not a curated record.
CCCGCCCUUGCAGCCUGGGGCGCGCUCGGGCCUGGAGAAGGGGCGGGGGCGGUCUCCAGAACCCGCCCGCGCUUCCUCCUGCGGGAGGGACCCCGCGCUGCCUGCGCCGCCCCCCUGCUCCCCCCUGCAGCUGCGCCUCCACCCCGUCUGCGUCUUUCACGUGCGCCGCGGCCCGGUUGGGGGGCCUGUGUCCCCGAGCCGGCCUCCCCAGCAGUCCGGGGUGGGGGGGAGGCUGUGCCUGUGCUUGGAUUCCCCGCACCCCAGCCUCUGCCCUCAUUUUUUUUUUUGCGCCCUCCCCUCUCCUCCCCCCACCAGCCCCCCGGCGGCUGUCGGGAGCACCGAGAUGUCCGCCCUGCCUCAGAGGGAACCCGAGGCCCCUGCCCCCUGUCCAGGCACCCAGACCCUGGACGGUGGCAGCAGUGCUGUGGAUGGGGCACACCCAGGAAGGCCCUCGGAGCCGCUGGCAGAGCUGUGCGGAGAGAGUGCUCCCUCUGCUGGAGUGAGUGCUCCCUCUGCCGCGUCCUCCUCCCCCGGCUCCCCACUGUCCUCCCGGGGAAGGACCAUCAAGUGGUUCUGGGACUCGGCCGAGGAGGGCUACAGGACCUACCACAUGGACGAGUACGACGAGGAGAAGAACCCUGGGGGCGUCAUUAACUUGGGCACCAGUGAGAACAAACUCUGCUUUGACCUGCUAUCCAGACGGCUGACCCAGAGCGACAUGCUGCGGGUGGAGCCGGCCCUGCUGCAGUACCCCGACUGGCGGGGGCAUCUCUUCCUCCGGGAGGAAGUGGCCAGGUUCCUGUCUUACUACUGCAAGAGUCCAAAGCCCCUUAAAGCAGAGAAUGUGGUGGUUCUGAAUGGCUGUGCGUCUCUCUUCUCUGCCCUGGCCACGGUGCUGUGUGAGGUGGGCGACGCCUUCCUCAUCCCGGCCCCCUACUACGGAGCCAUCACACAGCAUGUCUCUCUCUACGGCAGUGUCCGGCUGGUCUGUGCCUACCUGGACAGCCAGGGCACCGGGCCGGACACUCGUCCCUUCCAGCUCACAGUGGAGAAGCUGGAGGAGACCCUGCUCGGAGCUCAGGCCGAGGGUGUGAGGGUCAGAGGCCUCAUCCUCAUCCACCCCCAGAACCCCCUGGGCGACGUCUACACCCCAGAGGAGCUGUGUGAGUUCUUGGAAUUUGCUAAGAGGCACGCGCUGCACGUGAUGGUGGAUGAGGUCUACAUGCUGUCCGUGUUCCAGCCGGCGCGGGGCUACCGCAGCGUCCUGAGCCUGGAAAGGCUGCCUGACCCCCAGAGAACACACGUGAUGUGGGCGACCAGCAAGGACUUCGGGAUGUCGGGGCUCCGCUUCGGGACGCUGUACACGGAGAACCAGGACGUGGCCACAGCCGUGGCUUCCCUCUGCCGCUACCACGGCCUCAGUGGCCUGCUGCAGUACCAGAUGGCCCGGCUGCUCGGCGACCGCGACUGGAUCAACCAUGUCUACCUGCCGGAGAACCAUGCCCGCCUGCAGGCUGCCCACAGCCUUGUGUCCGCCGAGCUGGGGGCCCUGGGGGUGCCCUUCCUGAGCCGCGGGGCCGGCUUCUUCAUCUGGGUGGACCUGAGGAAGUACCUGCCCGAGGGCACCUUUGAGGAGGAGGCCCGGCUCUGGCGUCGCUUCUUGGACCACAAGGUGCUGUUGAGCCCCGGCAGGGCCUUCGCGUGCGUGGAGCCGGGCUGGUUCCGCGUGGUCUUCUCGGACCAGGCCCACCGGCUCCGCCUGGGCAUGCAGCGGUUCCGACGCGUGCUGGAGGGCAGCCCGGGGGCAGAGAGAUCAGCCUGGCCGUCAGGCCCAGGAGCAGGCUGGUCGGCGCCAGCCACGGCCGCCUGCCCAGGGCCUCUCGGGGCCGUGGAGGCCAAUCCUGGACCAGCCACGUGCCAGGACGAUGCUCGCCGUAGCCUUGACCCCGUGCAAACCUGUCUGGCCUCUCUGGGGGGCAGUUCCUAAAGCAGGGCCCUUCCAGCUCCGAGGAGACCCAGAGAA